This is a messenger RNA of Fragaria vesca subsp. vesca, 2070 nucleotides long. RefSeq names its product magnesium transporter MRS2-3-like. Gene Ontology annotation, cellular component: membrane. Lineage: Eukaryota; Viridiplantae; Streptophyta; Magnoliopsida; Rosales; Rosaceae. The transcript is spliced from 6 exons. Gene Ontology annotation, molecular function: magnesium ion transmembrane transporter activity. Gene Ontology annotation, biological process: transmembrane transport; magnesium ion transport. Bases 1 to 1452 code for a protein of 483 amino acids. The record is from RefSeq and is a predicted model, not a curated record.
AUGAGAGUUCAAUACCCUCCCACUCACCACCGAUCCAAGUCCGGCACUGAAACCGACGACCCGGACCCGACCCGGACCAUAAUGUCCGGGCCGGGCAUGUCCGUCGGCGGCCCGCUUCGCAAGAAAGGCACGGGAGUAAAGCCAUGGCUGCUCCUCGACUCCAACGGCCAAGCUCAGGUGGUCGAGGUCGGCAAACACGCCAUCAUGCGCCGGACGGGUCUACCCGCCCGCGACCUCCGGAUCCUCGACCCGCUUCUCUCGUACCCGUCGACGGUGCUCGGCCGGGAGAGAGCGAUCGUGAUUAACUUGGAGCACAUCAAGGCCAUCAUUACUGCUCAGGAGGUUCUGUUGCUCAAUUCCAGAGACCCGUCGGUGAUUCCGUUCAUCGAUGAGCUUCAGGGGAAGCUCUCUCGCCAUAGCCAAGCCUCCAAGGCCAUGAAAGCUCAGGAGGGGAAUGGCGAAGAGGCGAAAUGGUGUGACUUGGAGGAGGCAGAGGCGCAUUUGAGAGGUGUUGGUGCUGGUGGAGCUCAGGGAGGGGAAGCGGGUGGGAAUCAAGGUCAGGAGGAGAGUGGUGAAGGAUUGAAGGUACUGCCGUUCGAGUUUGUGGCGUUGGAGGUUUGUCUUGAAGCGGCUUGCAGUUGCUUGGAGAACGAGGCGAGGACGUUGGAGCUGGAAGCUCACCCGGCUUUGGAUAAGCUCACGUCGAAGAUUAGUACGCUCAAUUUGGAACGCGUGCGUCAGAUCAAGAGUCGCUUGGUGGCUAUUACCGGUCGCGUUCAGAAGGUGAGGGAUGAACUAGAACACUUGCUAGAUGAUGAUGACGAUAUGGCUGAAAUGUAUUUAACUGAAAAGUUACAACUUGAAAAUUCUACUACCUCAUCUUUGACUGAGAGAGAUGAUAUGAAUGAUGAAGGUCCACAAACAGAUAUAGAUUACAGGAACCUCACUGAAAUAUCACUGGAUGCUACUGGGGAAUCCAUGAAUUUUGAAGGCGAUCUUCGGAACACUGGUAACCCUGCUCAUGAAUCCAUGGACAUCCAUGGGACGCAUACUAGCAGCACUCGUAGUAUUACAACAGGCAAGACUCUUGAUGUGGAGGAGCUUGAAAUGCUAUUGGAGGCAUAUUUUGUGCAAAUUGAUGGUACAUUAAACAAUUUAUCCACGCUGAGGGAGUAUGUCGAUGACACUGAGGAUUACAUCAAUAUCAUGUUGGAUGACAAACAGAACCAUCUUUUGCAAAUGGGGGUUAUGCUGACAACAGCAACCCUGGUAGUAAGUGCCUUCGUUGUUGUGGCUGGUAUCUUCGGUAUGAAUAUUAAAAUUGACCUGUUUGAUGACACCAAAGCGGGGAUGAAAGAUUGGCUCUGGACUAUUGGUGGCAGCACUAUAGCCUCUGUAGUCUUGUAUAUAAUUGCUAUUGGAUGGUGCAAGCAAAAACGUUUGCUGGAGUAGUGAAGGUCGGAUCAGGGUCCCUUUAUAAACAGGAAAGGUGCUUAACAUAUGUUGUUGUGGUAGACAUCCUCUAUAUAGACAGACAUGAUUCUGUACAGCUUACUUCCUCGUUUAUGAUACAUAAUGCAAACAUGCAUGGAAUAAAGAUCGGCACUGGCACUGUUCAUCAGUUUUUGACAGAGCAGUAUCUCUGUAGUAAUAAGAGAAAUCCCUGGUCGUUUGCUGGAGUACUAGUCAAGGAAUUAGUAGCUGAGCAUGAGAAUCGAGGACAAAUUUGACUGUUUGAGGGAAGCUCUGAUGACCUGAAUCAGCUGAACUCAACUUGCAACUUACUGUCUAAAUAGACCAAUCAGAUGCAGCAUACUUCACACAGUUGCUGAAAUCAAAUAUUUCGAGUCUGCAUUUGUUUUGAUAAUGCAUUAUACAAGUAUAUGACUGCAGCUGCGCUAUUUCUGGUCCGAAUAUAUGUAUGUACUUUUCAAUCCCAGUACAUGAUGUGUGUGUACUUUUCAGAUCACAGUUCACAGUACAGUAAAUGUGUAUGUACUUUUCAGAUCACAGCCCAGUAACUUGAACCUAAGACAUGGUAAAAUUUUCGUUGAAGUUAUUUCUUCCUUU